AUGGCAACUUUGUUGUUUCCAGGCCUCUGUCGGCUUCUCUGCCUCUUCUUGGCUUUCUUCUGCAGCCUACCGUUACUAGGCAUCUGCAAGGAAUCAGAGAGCGACAGACAAGCCCUCCUGUGCUUAAAGUCCGGGCUCUCGGCACCCGCCGGAGCUCUAACUUCAUGGAGCAACGUGUCCAUGGAGUUCUGCAACUGGCACGGGAUCACCUGCGGUGUGAUGUCCCCUCGGCGUGUCAUCGCGCUGGACCUUGAAUCCCAAGGCAUCUCGGGCUCCAUCCGGCCUUGCAUCGCUAACCUCACUUGGCUGGCAAGGCUCCAGCUGUCCAACAACAGCUUCGGUGGCGGCGUGCCGUCCGAGCUUGGCCUCCUGAGCCGGCUCACCAACCUCAACCUCAGCAUGAACACUUUGGAAGGUACCAUCCCGCCCCAACUCUCUGCAUGUUUCCAACUCCAAGUUCUCGGCUUGUGGAAAAAUUCCCUCAGCGGAGAGAUCCCAGCUAGCCUUAGCCAAUGCAAGCGCCUUCAAGAGAUUAACCUUGGCAAAAACAAGCUCCAAGGGAGCAUCCCUCAUGCUUUCGGAAACCUUCCUGAGCUGCGCAUAUUAGAUCUGGCCAGUAACACACUUACCGGCAACAUACCGCCAUCUUUGGGCAGCUUCCGUUAUCUCACAUAUGUUGAUCUCGGGAUCAAUGCUCUUGGAGGGGUCAUCCCCGAGCUGCGAAAUGAUUUUCGCAUCAGUUCAACCAUCACAGCAUAG
Messenger RNA from Triticum dicoccoides, 759 nucleotides. RefSeq names its product LRR receptor-like serine/threonine-protein kinase FLS2. The record is from RefSeq and is a predicted model, not a curated record. The transcript has 2 exons. Bases 1 to 759 code for a protein of 252 amino acids. Gene Ontology annotation, molecular function: protein binding. Lineage: Eukaryota; Viridiplantae; Streptophyta; Magnoliopsida; Poales; Poaceae.